ACCUCUUGUUUUUAAGUGCUUUCCUUUUCCUUUCAUUUCCCAUUUCGCUCACACUUUUCUCUCUCUUUCAUCCAAUAUAUAUAUAUGAAUAGAUAUUCCAUAUCCAUAGAUAUACACAUUGCCCCAAAAGCAAAAGCGAAGACAAACCCAGAGAGAGAUUAUAUAGCUAUUUAUAUUCCACUGGUCAUCUCAUUAAAUACGAAGAUAUUUUGCCUGCCUUGUUUGGAAGUCUGUUUCUUGUUUUCUUAUGUUGAGAGUCCACAAGGGGAAACCAAUGGCUUGGAGUUUGAGGAACAGGAAAACAAACUUAUGGCUCUUGAGGUUCCUGCUAGUAUUCGUUUUGGCUGUUUGUGAAACGAUGGCUUAUGGGGAGAUCAGAACGCAGCACCAGCAGCAAGACCAGCGGCAGCGGCAAAGAAACGCCUACGCAACGAUGAUGUACAUGGGGACGCCAAGGGAUUACGAGUUCUACGUUGCUAUACGUGUCAUGAUCAGAUCCCUUGCUAGACUAAACGUGGACGCUGAUCUCGUCGUCAUUGCCUCCGUCGAUGUCCCGCUCCGAUGGGUUCAUACCCUAGAGCAGGACGAUGGAGCAAAGGUGGUGAGAGUAGAUAAUGUGAAUAAUCCUUACAAGAACCAAGCCAAUUUUGACAGAAGGUUUAAGUUAACCCUGAACAAACUCUAUGCAUGGAGCCUGGUGGACUAUGAAAGAGUGGUGAUGCUUGAUGCUGAUAACCUCUUCCUCCAAAAAACUGAUGAGUUGUUCCAAUGUGGACAAUUUUGUGCAGUCUUCAUCAAUCCCUGCAUCUUCCAUACUGGUCUCUUCGUGUUACAGCCAUCAAUGGUGGUGUUCAAGGACAUGCUUCAUCAAUUGGAUGUUGGACAAGAUAACCCUGAUGGUGCAGACCAGGGCUUUAUUGGUGGCUACUUCCCAGACCUGCUUGACAAGCCGAUGUUCUAUCCUCCCCCGAAUGGCACUAAGCUUGAAGGAUCUUACAGACUUCCUUUAGGCUACCAAAUGGAUGCCACUUAUUAUUAUCUCAGACUCCGGUGGAGUGUACCCUGCGGGCCUAAUAGCGUAAUUACUUUCCCCGGUGCACCAUGGCUGAAACCAUGGUACUGGUGGUCAUGGCCUGUUCUGCCACUAGGCCUUCAAUGGCAUGAACAACGUCGUCAAAAUCUUGGAUAUGGAGCAGAGAUACCCCUGGUAUUUAUUCAGACUAUAGUAUACCUAGGAAUAAUUGCAGUGACGCGUCUAGCUCGACCAAAUCUCUCCAAGCUUUGCUAUCGGCGAACAGACAAGAACAUUUCCUUGAUACAUGCUGGUCUCAAAUUAAUAGCAAUAUGGUCAAUACUGGCAGCCUAUAUACUCCCUUUCUUUAUUAUUCCUUGUACAAUUUAUCCAGUUGUAGGUUGGACACUAUACCUGCUUGGCUCAUUCGCGCUUUGCUCUAUAGCGAACAAUGCAUUUAUGCUGCCAAUGUUGCAUGUCUUGACUCCAUGGUUAGGGAUAUUUGGAGCACUUGUGCUCAUGGCAUGUCCUUGGUACACUGAUGGGGUUGUAAGAACUUUAGCAGUUUUCGGCUACGCUUUCUGCUGUGCACCUUUUGUUUGGGUAUCAUUAGUUAAGGUCAUGGCAUCCCUUCAAAUAUCGCUUGAAAGGGAAGUUUUCUUUCCAAUAUUGGGUGAAUCUUCACCACCUUCUGGCUUCAACAAGUUGUAUUAAGGGAUAUAAAUAUAUAAUUCAGAGCAUCUUCUUGCCGAUUCUUUACAUAUUUUUGAAGGAGAUCUAUCUUGGAUUAUGAGGCUGUUUGAUUUUACAUGAAGCUUCGUCGGGUUGUAUACUGUUAUGAAUAUAACAUUUAGGCAGAGAGGGGUCAGCAGCUCCUUAUCCGGAGAAGUAGAAUGUCUUAUGUGUGUUAGGCAUACCAUUUGUUUCAUUGAAUUUAUAUAAUAGCAGCAGAGAAUUUAUUCA
Molecule: messenger RNA, 1975 nt
Organism: Hevea brasiliensis (rubber tree)
Lineage: Eukaryota; Viridiplantae; Streptophyta; Magnoliopsida; Malpighiales; Euphorbiaceae
Product: putative glucuronosyltransferase PGSIP8
Exons: 5
Coding region: 248-1726 (492 amino acids)
Molecular function (GO): glycosyltransferase activity
Source: RefSeq, a predicted model, not a curated record